ACAGUCGUGUGUCGAACGGCGCAUGAAGUAGCCGAUUUCAAUACGUUGUCAGUUUUACUGCGAACAAAACGCUACAGACAGAACUCAUCUGUCAUAAUUCUACUCGUUAUUAUACUGUUUUAGUUAUAUAUUUAAAGCAUUAAUAAUAACAUAGAUAUAUUAAGACAAUUACAAUAAAAUUCUUUUAAAUCCAAUUUUACCAUAAGUGUAUAAAUUAUGGGGUCGUGAUAAUUACUUCGGGGUUGUCAAAAUUAAAAUUGUUUGGUUUCAAAUCCACUUGAACUUGGUCGAGUUUUGAUGUAGUUAAAUAGCGUUCAGUGCCAACAGUGUGGUGUGUAAGAUUCUAUUUUUUGUUCCGUUCGUGAGCAGAUUGUGAAUAUCGACAAUGUCUAAGGUGUCCCUUCAGAAUAUACCAUCAAAUCCAAGAAUCAAUCGGCUGAGAACGUACUCUAGGACUGAAAGCGAAACAUCAUGCGAGGAGGCGGCGCGACUGACGGCAGAGGGGGCCGAAGACGAUGACGAGGCCUACGACUACGGGGCUUUACCCCCGCCCCCCGACGGGGGCUACGGCUGGGUCGUGGUCUUCGCCUCCUUCAUGUGCAACCUCAUAGUCGACGGCAUUGCAUACACAUUUGGAAUAUUCCUCCCUGAGCUCGUCACGUUCUUUGGAGAGGGGAAAGGAACGGUGGCGUGGGUCGGAAGUUUACUCUCCGGCGUGUACUUGGCUGCCGGUCCCAUAGUAUCAGCGUUAUGCAACAAAUACGGGUGCCGCGCGGUGUGCGUGGCGGGCUCGCUGGUGGCGGCCUCGGCUUUCGUGCUCUCCACGUUCAGCAAGAGCGUCACCGUCAUGAUGAUCACCUACGGCCUGCUGGGAGGCAUAGGCUUCGGAAUGAUCUACCUCCCGUCAGUAGUGGCCGUGGGCUACUACUUCGAGGCACGGCGUUCCCUCGCCACCGGCAUCGCCGUGUGCGGCUCCGGCGUCGGCACAUUCAGUUUCGCGCCGCUUGCCGCCAUUUUGCUCAACGAGUUCGGCUCGUGGCAGAACGCAAAUCUGCUGCUGGCUGGACUAAUACUGAACUGCGCAGUCUUUGGUGCGCUUAUGCGGCCGCUCGUCUAUCCUAAGUCAUCUGGAGAGAAGCCCCUCCUACAACGCAUGGCGGAAGAGAAGCGACUCCAAAUGGAGCGCGGCUCGAUCGGCGGCUCAUACUUCGUGGUGCAACUGCCCGACGGUACUAUGGAGAAGAGGCUGAAGGCCACGGACAAGUCAGGGCAAUGUUUGCAGGCCCCGCUCAACGUGGACCCCGGCGUGCACUCGUCGCUCAACCUGGAGGCGCUGGCGCGCGUGCCCACGGUGCCCAACAUGCCCGGCGUGCCCACCGUGCCCACGCUGCCCACCAUUACGGAGGCGAGGGUUGUCGAUGAUAACGGAGAUAAGAAGAAGGUAUCCAAAUCAGUCGUAUUUGGCUUUCGCCAUGGCAGUGUCCGAAGGGCGAGGGCACGUGAGGGCGAAAACGGCGUCACCAACGGCGGCAACCAGAUGUCCCGCAACGUGUCGUCGCCGGCCUUCAGCGCGCAGGCGCCCGGCCUGCCCAAGAACGGCUCCGUGCCCUUCUUCGACCGCCAGCGCAAGCAGAGCACCGGCGACAGGUCAGGCGAUAGAUUCAAACCGUCCUUAGCUGCUAUUAAAGCCACGUCCAAAACUUCCAUGAAUAGUCAAUACAGAAUCGAUGGCGACAGCGAGAGCGUGAUGUACAACUCCAAGCUGUCGGUGGCGGGCCCGCGCGAGCCGGCGCGCAUGGUGCGGCCCAUGUCCAGGAAGGACAUCUUCUACUCCGGCUCCGUGCUCAACCUGCCGCAGUACCAGAGCCAGAAGAGCCUGCAGGCCUACCGGAACUCCGUGCUCAGCCUGCCGCAGAGCAGGCAGGCUGGGGACGCGGAAGCUCAAGAACAAUACGACCUAUGCCCGUGCCUAUCGCUGCCCCAAUCGUUCAAGUCCGCCCUCGGGUCCAUGCUGGACAUGAGCCUGCUGCGCGACCCCGCCUUCAUGCUCAUCGGCGUGUCCAACAUCUUCGGCAUGGCCGGCCUCUACGUGCCCUUCGUGUACAUCGUUGACGCCGCCAUGCUUAAUGGUGUAGAAUCAUCGCAAGCUUCCUUUCUCCUAUCCAUCAUCGGCAUCACGAACACAAUCGGUCGUAUCGCUUGCGGUUGGGUCGCCGACUUCCCCUGGAUGGACUCACUAUUGCUCAACAAUGUCUGUCUCGUCAUUGCCACGAUAUCUGUUGCCGCGACGCCAUUCUGCGCAUCUUACGGUUCUUAUGUCGCGGUGGCCAUAUUCUUUGGAAUUGCUAUUUCGGGCUACAUCUCGCUGACGUCCAUCAUCCUGGUGGACCUGCUGGGGCUGGACAAGCUGACGAACGCGUUCGGGCUGCUGAUCCUGUUCCGCGGCGCGGCCGCCAUCGUGGGCUCGCCGCUGGCGGGCGCGGUGUACGACGCCACGCGCAACUACGACGCCUCCUUCUACAUGGCCGCCGCCUUCUUCCUCGCCGCCACGCUCACCUCCUUCGCUGCUCCUUUGUUUAGAAGGAAACCUGACGAAGUGCAGCAGCCGGCGGACGUGCUGACUCCCAUCGACGAGGACCUGGAGGAGGCGGACGAGGACCCCGACGACACGCCCAUCACCAUGGGCAUGGCGCGCGCCGCGCCCGCCAUCACGCGCACCGCCGCCUCGCCCACCGGGCCCGCGCCCGCCGCCGAGCUCAGCCAGCGCGAGAGCGUGCUGUGAGGACCCGAUGUCACGUCGGAUUGCCUAGAAAGUUCCACGGGGCCGGGUGAGCUGACCGUGUCAUUUGACGCAAUGUGUAACUCCGAUGUGUGAAAAGCGGAAAGUUUCCAAAAACUUUACGAGAAAUAAUCGAAAUAAUUUUUUUAAUGGAAAUUUUCAUUUUAGAGGAGCCCGGAAUUCCAUGUGGAAAUUUUGUAAUUUUGUAAACUCUCCGACGGCACAUCGGUGUACGAGGCGAUACUUGAAAACGCUGGAUAUUUUUUAAAGACAAAUGUGAUAAGUUUAGUAUUUACCCGUCGCUAUAGACUCGCGAGAUUAUGCGCAGCCCGCGAGCGUGAAUACUAAACUUAGUUUUCUUUGACGCUCCAAAAGUUGCGCUUCGCUCAUAAAAAUGGUCAUACCGAUGUUUGACUUCACGAGUGCGUUGUACAAACAUUAGUAGGAGUGUGUGGCCAAUAAGUUGCCUCGUUAUACUUUGCCUGAUUGUAAAAACCUCACGAUCAACUUCACGGGAGAAAACUUGGCACAUUUAGAAAGAGCGAUAAAACUGCUGAAGCGGAAUGCUCAAUAUGGCAUAGUUUCGAAGCUCCAUAAAAAGGCUGUUAUGAAACUUGUACAAAUAUUUUGAUAAGGACCUUAGUGACUUUGCCAUAGGAAGUAUUUUUAAACGACAGUUUUAUAAAACCUUACCUUUCAUUAUACGCAUAGGUAACAAAUAAGUAUAGUUAUAAAUUUAAAGCGCUAUUGGCAUUUGCAUUAAGCAAAAAGUACGUUCAACCUUUAUGUGACCGAAGUUGAAAAUAUAUUACGUUCAACAAUUGACUCAUUCAAAUUUAAAUAAUGUCUAAAUCGUUAUAUUUCGUUCGACUUUGCUUUACAGUAAAAUCGUAUUACUUUUCCUAAAGGUUCAUUCAUCUGAUCUGCAUACAUAUGGGUUUUAUAUAUGUGCAAAUACAUCGCUGUGUCAUUAAACAAAUUUAAGUUUGAUUAAAUAUGUACACAUUGUAUUGAUAUAUGAAUCAGACAAAAACCGUAGUUCAGUUUGUUUAAUUUUAAAAUAAUUCUUUGCUAUGCAUCUUCGGUAUUUAUAUUAAUAACAAAAAUACGAUCUCAUAGCCCGAAGAUGCUAGCAAAGAUCACUGACUAUUAUGACCGAUAUUUUUACAGCAAGUAGUCGUAUUUCUUUUUUACCAUAGUGUUUUAGCGACAAAUACACCCAUAUCGAUAAAUACCGUCUUGCAAGCUCAUUUUGAAAGCGUGGAGCUACUUGUAACUAAAAGAAUUAUAAGCGGAAAAAAUGCCUUCUACCGUAUAAAACAUUUGUUCUAAUAAUUCUUUUAGUCUCAACUAACCCCACGGAUUCCGUAUGACAUGAGACGGCACAUUAAGAGAUUCUAAAUAAUAUAAAUAAUGCCGUAUGUUAAAGAUGUUAUUCAAGUAUUUCAUAAGAAUGGUACGAUAGUGGAAUUGACUGCAAGCAAUAAUUUUACACAGAUUCGUUGCACUUUUGUCUAGGGAACUUAAUUCUGACGUGCCAUAUGUAACGUACGUUGUGGUGCUAGCGGCGACACCGAUGGGAACUACCACUCAAUACUCAGAGGGAAAUGCUUAAGAGGAAACAAGGGGUUGACAACAACCUGUACGAGGAAAAUAUAAUUGGAAAUAUUCGGAAAGUGCGAAGGUGGUCGAUACGAAGUCUAAAAUGUCAUUAGCAAUAAUAUUUGUACUUAUAGGCUUUAAGUACUUAGAUUCAAAACAAUAUAAAAAGCAAAAAAAUAUUAGAACUUUGAUCUUUCCCUUUUCAAUAAUCCAUAUCUAUUGAACUUCCUGUUACAGUUGACAUUUAAAAAGAGACAAUAAAUGAUUCAUUUAUAAUCGCUAGAUAUGCCUAAUUUUAUAGGAUUCCGUGUUAGAAUUAUAUUUUCCUGUUAAUAGUGGAAUACACAAAAAGAAUCCAGUAUUUUGAAAUGCAUGUCCUUUUGUAAAUAGUACCAUUAAAUAAUGCGCUACUGUAUAUACACAACUAGGUAGGAUCUUUAAAACAAUCAUGGCACUGACUACGUAUACAAUCUAGAACACUUCCUCGCUAUCCUCUAUUUUUCUAUCCUUUAAACGUAGCUGCAACUAUCCUCUUAUUGUCAUUGACAUAAGGUUGAAAAUGUCAACCUUACAGUAACGAUGGCAAAUGAACUGCUGUACGAUAGAACUAAGAAGACUCUAUAAGUCGUUUAAUGAUACGUGAAUAGUUCGGUAUAUUUGUAUUGUGUGUUUACUGUAAGAUACAUUUUGAAACUUGCUAUAGCAAUGUGUUGAAUUUUCGAGCUUGGCUUUUUCCUUAUAUUUCUUGUGAAGUUUCGAUACUGUUUACGUCUCGCUGGUAGCAUUCGGGGUCAUUUUCGUUGAGAUUUUUGUCUCGACGGCGUAAGGUAGGUAUAAAAUGAAUUGUGAACCGCCGUGAAAUCUAUGUCAUCCUAUUGAUAUCCUCAUUUUGAAGUAGAGUGUAGACCUGCAUCGUUCCACGUGCCAUGGCGACGAACAAGUUUAUGUAAAUAAGCGGGUAGUAACGUAGGAGACAGUGAGUAACGCAACGCAGUCAAUUUCCGACUCCCGGGACUGGGACUUGCCACUCAUGUAGCGGACGCGGAGUACCUAUAUAUUAAUAUAUUUUUGUGUAUAGAUAUUUUUCUGUCAAUAAACUGCAUAAUUUAGCUGUAAGUUGUACGUAUAGGAGCGCGUAAGGGUUUAAGCAGGUAGGAAAUGGUAUUAUGUGAUAAAUAUAAUACGAAUACCGAUUAUUUGUUUUGUAACACUUAUAAUGUUUUAUUGAUAAUGAUAUGCCUAUUAUGAAACAUGUAAUAUUAAAAUUAGGUUUUCAUUUAUAAGGUUUAUUAAAGUGGGAUAAUGUUACAAAUUGUAUAAAAAAUCUUAUUAAGGAUUAUUCUGAAAGUUAGUAAUGUUACUGUUGUUAUAGCUUUAUGUAAAAAACCAAAAGUGUUAUUAUGUUUUUAAGAUUGAAAAAAAUAAAGUGUUAUGUGAACCAUACCGGGCUUAGAUAAAUAAUGCCAAUGUAAUGAAGUCCGAAACACAUCAAAUGUCCGAGGAUCAUUGGUUUUUAAUUAGUUAAGACUCAAUUUAUGCCUAUGUAUUUUAAUGUCUAGUUCAAUUUUACUUUGCAAAAAUGUUAUGUUAUGUAUUUAAUUCAGUAUUGGUUAAUAAGUAUUGUUUUUAACUAAGAAACGCUGUUUACGCAUUAAUCGGCUAAGCAAUUGCAUAGAAGUUGAAACAAACAUUUCAAAGUCGGCGUACCGAAACAUGAACCCCACAAAGACACUACGCUGCAAAACUAUCCGUCAAAUAUUUUAUUUGGCUUAGUUUUUGCUCGUAAAUAAUGCUUGGUUCGUUUUUAUAAGGUAGACUGUCUCAUCCAACAUUAAGUACAUACUCUAAAGCCCGUCACCGAUGGAGCGAUAAUAUACCAAAAAAUAUCUUAUAGCAAGGCAUCUUACGAUAUACUUUUUUACGUACCAUUUGACAGAUUCCACACACGAAGCUAUAAUAUAUAUUUGGUAUCUUACGAUAUCUUAUAGCAAAGGCAUCUUAAGAUACCUUGCGAUAUAUUUUAGUAUAUUUCGUCUAUCUCACAAUUUAGUUGGCUAGACAGACAGCAAUAUAUAUUUUGGUACCUAUCGUUUGCGUGUGUGGUGCUUAGCUAUACUAUAAGAUAUCUGUCGGUAUCUGUGAGUAUCGCACGGUAUAUUAAUAUAUAUUACCGCUCCGACUGUGACGGGCUUAACUUAGCUUUAUGAUUUUAUAAUGCUACGCUGUAUGAAAUAUUUUUAUUUUAUUUUAAUAAAUGUGUUUUAUAAAGCUUGCUUUACACUUACAGCGAUAGCUAUUUUCGUACAAUCGAAAUCUAAAAUGUCAAUCAAAAUCGCUCAAUGAUAAAGAGCGUAACUAAACAUUGUUCUACAUGUGGUACUGGCUGUAUUCCCAGUUGAUUCAUAUUCAGACAGUCUCAGACAUAUAUUGCGGGACCUAUCCGUGCUGUAGUUUAAAUUAAAGAUUAAAAAAAGGUACAGUCAAGGUAUUAUAUAUCGACACGGACAAAGUGCCAAAAAUAUGUAUGCACCACUUUAAUGUACAGGAAAUAAGGUGGUGUAUAUAUAUUUUUGGCACUUUGUCCGUUUCGAUAUUUAAUACCUUGACUGUACCUACACAUCUAUAGGGUCAAGGAGGGAACAGUAACUUGGAAAAAAUAACCGGGGACAGUGGCUCACUCAACCUAAUUCCAACAUGUGGAUAUUUGCUUCCCUGCUAUUACAACAGAAACAUUCAGAAAUAGAACAAAUUCAAAUGGACGAGUAAUGGUAAAACAUAAGGGUGCUACAGUGUAUAGCGAUAUUUGGGCGACAGAGCCACCGUUCCCGCCUUGACCUUAAAAUUUUAAAUAUAUAUUUUUUUUACUAUUUAGAACUUCUAACUGAACUACAAAUAAGAGUUCUACUUGACAAAGUCACCAGUGCCACAGGAGCAUGUUAGUUAUCAUGUGUAAACAGCUUCAUGUCCAAAGUAAGCGAACCGAGUUAUAGCAAGCAACCGCUUCAACAAAUGUACAAAACACGCUAUUUGUUGACUAUAUCCACCGAAACUUUUGUAUAUAACAGACUCAUUAAAUAUAAUGAUGACUGAA
Cydia pomonella (codling moth) is the source of this 7472-nucleotide messenger RNA. Its product is annotated as monocarboxylate transporter 4. Gene Ontology annotation, molecular function: monocarboxylic acid transmembrane transporter activity. The record is from RefSeq and is a predicted model, not a curated record. NCBI's taxonomy places the organism in Eukaryota, Metazoa, Arthropoda, Insecta, Lepidoptera, Tortricidae. Gene Ontology annotation, biological process: transmembrane transport; monocarboxylic acid transport. The transcript has 15 exons. Bases 386 to 2782 code for a protein of 798 amino acids.